GGCUAUCCCCCUCCGAGUUCUUGACUUGAUUCUCCUGUUAUUGUCCUGCAAACCCACAUCCCUACAAAGCAGGAAAGUGUGCCUGGGAGAGGCCAUGUGAGUGGGGAGCCAGCCCAAAGCCAGGCUUCCAGGGUCUCCCUCACCUGAAGCUGACUUUUUCCCCACCUUGGGCAGAGGGCGGGAGAUGCCAUCCCCACUGAACCCAGUGCUUUCACCAGCCAUAUUAGCUCCCACCCACCCCCCUGUUGUGGAAGCCUCGGCUGUCACACCUGCAGGGCCGGGGCGUGCAUGGCCUCAGGGAUGGCCUGUUCAGCUGCUGAGUGACUCGGGUCCAGGUGCCUCACCACCUGCUGAGCUCUGUGUGCUUUCUGGGCACUUCUGCUCAUGGCCUUUGGGCUCAGUGAAGUGUCUGGAGUUUAUCUGGAGUGAGGUGGUCGGGUCUUGGUGAGAUCUGAGCAGGUCCCAGCUUCCAGGAUUGUGAGGUGAAGACGUGAAGGGACCCUGGAGGUCAUGAGGACCCAGGCACAGAGUGGUGGCCUCUCAUCCUCCCCAUGGUCAAGGAGGUCGGUGCCUUCCCGCGGUGGGUUAUGGAAGGUAGGAUCCUCCUUCUCUUCAGAGUCCAUUCAGGAGCAGGAAAGUUCAUCUCAGACCCUAAAUCCAGCCACGUCAUGCCACGCUUAACACCUCUAACAACUUCCCCCGGCACUUAGGACAGCAUCUGGCUCCUUCCCUCGGCUCGUGGCCCUCAGGGUCUGCAUCCCACACACCCCAGCUCUCCCGACGGUUCUCUGCACUCGCUGUUGCCUCUGCCUGGAACAGUCUUCCUCCUGGUGUCAUCGUCUCCGUGGUGCGUCCUUCCUGACCUUCCACCUCCACCAGGUGCCGACACUUCCCCGACCCGGGUAUCCUCUUCUUGCCGGUGGGUGAAUGCCACCUGCUGAUGUCUGAUUUAUUCAUUGGUUUUCUUGUCUGUUGUCUGUCCCCACCGGGGACAGGGACUGGAUACUCAUGUUCAUCCGGCAGACCGGACACUUUGUGGAGGGCUCCAAAGCUGGCACAUCCCGGGGCCUCCUCUGUCUCUCCCAGGCCCUGUGUGUUGCGGUGAGAGGAGCAUUUGUGUCUCUGUGGUUUGCUGCUGGAGCUAAUGACCUGGAGAGAAAUAAGGGAGACAAGGGUGUCCAGACAGGUGCGGGGCUCAGCCAGGAGGCAGAAGACGUGGAUGUGUCCCGGGCAGCGCCACCAGGCACUCUGUGUGGCACUGGGAACAGGAAUUCUGAGAGUCAGUCUGUAAGGGUGGCGGGCAUUGCUCCCCUGGGAGAAGCCUUUCCAGUGGGCGUUGAGCAGGCCGUUAGCUCGUGCCCUGAGGAGGUGCAUGGGUGGCCUGGGGUCUCCACGGAAAUUACGUGGGCGCACAUGGGUGUGGCUCUGCGUUCACGUGGGCGAGGACUUCUGGCCGGUGCCAGGGCACUCUGCAUGACCCUGGCAGAAUCAAGCUCUCCCGACUGUGGAAGGGGAAGAAGAGCAUGCGUGACCCCCCACCAGCACCGCACCCCUCACUGCUCCACCUGGGGUGCCUCUGGGGUGGCUGGGUCCUGGUUGACUGUUGUGACAGUUGAGGCCAGGGGUGGGUGGGGCAUGGGAGUUAAGAGGACUGGCCAGGUGGGGCACACCGUGCGCCCACCCCCAGUGUCAGGAACUUCCCUCCUCCUCCACCCCCUCAUACUCCUCCUCCUCAUCAUCCUCACUUGUUGAGGACGUCCUGUGUGCCCGCUGGUUUAUAUGCCCAGCCUCAUUUAAUCCUCAGAAUAACUCCAUGAGGUAGCUACUAAAACCCCCCACUUAACAGAUGAGGAAACUGAGGCCCAAAGAAGCUCAGCAAGUUGCCUAAGGUCCAAGUUUCCUCUCCCAACUCUCCUACCCUCUCCUCUUCCUUCUCCUCUCUCCCAUUCUUCCCUGCCUCUUCCUUAACUAGACAAUGUUUUAUCGAGCAUCUCCCAUGUGCAGGCAUGAGCCAGGUGCUGGGAAGAUCACGAUGAUCCAGCUCCUUCUGGUCCUUUCCUUAGCUGGUUAGAGGCUGGGAGGACACGCAAGUUCAGCUCCAGCCGACCGGGGCAUUGAUGGUAGCCCCUGGAGAACUUGUGCAAUGGGGCUAUGAGGCUGAAUCUGGCUCCAGGAAAGCAUGUUGCAAUCCACGAGUGAUGUUUGCCAUGCACACAGGCAUGGAGAGUGAGGCACCUGUGCUGUCUUCUCGUAGACCCUAGACUGGUGGGGCCUCUGAAACGCACCCAGACACUGUGCUGGGUGUGCUGCAUAGCCCUCCUAACCAAUUCAGUAUUUUUCUCUCCAUUUUCCAGGGAGAAAUCAGAAUCUAAGGUGUCAGAAUGUAAGGUUCCUGUUGGAACCCAGGCUCCAGGGUCCCUGGUUUUCUGUGACAUCAUGCUGCAGGACCCUGUUUCUCUCUUUGCUUUGGCUGCUGGGUAGCUCGGAAGGGAGCGUUAGGCUUGCUCUCAGCCACUACAUUAGCUCAGGGGUUUGGGCAUUUUUGUCACCGGCUCCUUUGGGCUCUUUGUCCUCCCUGCUGUGCUUCCCGAGGAGCAGGCCGGAUGUAAGUUAUCAGCUAUAAAUAAAACCAAGACUUCCGUUCUGGCUCUCA
Molecule: messenger RNA, 2653 nt
Organism: Chlorocebus sabaeus (green monkey)
Lineage: Eukaryota; Metazoa; Chordata; Mammalia; Primates; Cercopithecidae
Source: RefSeq, a predicted model, not a curated record